Messenger RNA from Lates calcarifer (barramundi perch), 627 nucleotides. RefSeq names its product fatty acid binding protein 6, ileal (gastrotropin) (gene fabp6). Gene Ontology annotation, molecular function: fatty acid binding. The transcript has 4 exons. Gene Ontology annotation, cellular component: cytosol; nucleus. Gene Ontology annotation, biological process: fatty acid transport. Bases 16 to 531 code for a protein of 171 amino acids. NCBI's taxonomy places the organism in Eukaryota, Metazoa, Chordata, Actinopteri, Centropomidae. The record is from RefSeq and is a predicted model, not a curated record.
CUCUUGUGUCACCACAUGCAGAUGAGGGAGGUGGCGAGAGGUGUACAGUAUAUAAACAGGGAACAGUCUCGGUCUCUCUACCUUGCUUUUCCCUCAGCUUGCCUCAGUGUCUCUGCUCGCACGCCUCCACACACCAAUACCACCAAAAUGGCCUUCGCUGGAAGAUGGGAAACCGAAACCCAGGAGGGAUAUGACGCAUUCUGCAAGCUGCUUGGUAUCCCUGAUGACAUCAUUGAGAAGGGCCGUGACUACAAGCUGAUCACAGAGGUCACCCAGGAUGGAGAUGACUUCUCCUGGACCCAAAUCUACCCCACAAACGCCAAGGUCACCAACAAGUUCACCAUUGGCAAGGAGUGUGAUAUGGAGACCAUUGGAGGAAAGAAAUUCAAGGCCACAGUGUCCAUGGAGGGAGGCAAGCUGAGCGUGACCUUCCCCAACUACCACCACACCUCUGAGAUCUGCGGAGGCAAGCUCGUCGAGACCUCCAAAGCUGGCUCUGUGGUGCUGAAGAGAACCAGCAAGAAGAUCUAAGUGCUGACUGACUCUGGACCUCUUUAACAGUUACAAUACAGACCUCAGAACUAAAGCUACAGCAAUUAAUAAACUAAGAUAUAAUACUAACAUGAA